Columba livia (rock pigeon) is the source of this 2745-nucleotide messenger RNA. It is a transcript of the gene ESM1, whose product is annotated as endothelial cell specific molecule 1. Gene Ontology annotation, molecular function: integrin binding; hepatocyte growth factor receptor binding. Gene Ontology annotation, biological process: angiogenesis; positive regulation of hepatocyte growth factor receptor signaling pathway. The transcript has 3 exons. The record is from RefSeq and is a predicted model, not a curated record. Lineage: Eukaryota; Metazoa; Chordata; Aves; Columbiformes; Columbidae. Bases 305 to 862 code for a protein of 185 amino acids. Gene Ontology annotation, cellular component: extracellular region.
ACAUAACAGAUUACAUCAGCUCAGGCUUUUCAAUUCCUGGAUGGCAGCAGAGUGCUAAUCCAACCUUCAUCCUGGAUUUCAUAAACUGAAACAAGGGAGGCUGGCAGGAGCAGCGCUGCCGGAUUGAGGAAGCUGACGACGGUGCAGCAUGUGGGCAACACACUGUAUAAAGCUCAUAAACUUGUAGGCUGAUGUGUGCAGCUACCACUUUGGAUUCUGUACCGCUGCUUCCCUCGGCACAAGGCACCAGCAGGCUGAGCAUUAAAGCCUGCUCUUUGGGACGGAGCACUUAUCCCUGCAAGACAUGAAGGGCUUCUUGUUUCUCACACUCCUCCUGAUGCCCGUGCGCGCUGGAACUACUUGGAGUGCGAAAUACGCAGUAGAUUGUCCCGAGCCCUGUGACAGUAACGCGUGCAAAAGUACCUUGCGCUGUAAGCGAACGGUGCUGGAUGACUGUGGCUGUUGCAGAGUGUGUGCAGCUGCUCUGGGGGAGACUUGCUAUCGUACGGUCUCGGGUAUGGAUGGUGUCAAGUGUGGUCCUGGGCUGAAGUGCCAGUUUUACACUGAGGAGGAUGACUUUGGUGAUGAAUUUGGUAUCUGCAAAGAGUGUUCCUAUGGUACCUACGGAAUGGAAUGCAGGAAAACCUGCAACUGUCCCUCUGGCAUCUGUGACAGAGUGACUGGCAAGUGUCUGAAGUUCCCAUUUUUUCAACUGUCUGCUUCGAAGCCUCCAAAUCGACGGAAAAUAGUUUCACACACAGACAAUGACAUGGCAUCAGGGGACGGCAAUUCUGUAAAAGAGGAAUUCGUUAAGGAGAAAGCUAUUCGCGCACCGGUAAUGAAAUGGCUAAAUCCUCGCUGAUGUUUAAUUAUACUCGUAAGACUUUCAACUGAAUGCAUUUCUCACAGAUUAUUGAAUAUGCAACCACACACUUUAAGAACAAAGUAGAUCCAUAGCAUAUGAAAAUGUAACCUCUCAAGGCCAAUUGUGAUUCUGUUUUUCAUGAGAAAAAUGUUUACUUUGAAAUAGACUGUACAGUGUAUAUGAUUUUUGGUAUUUGUUUUUAUAAGUAUUUGAGCAGAGAAAUGCAUUGUGGAUUCCAGAAUGUAUAGUAAUAUUAGAAAACCAACACGAUUCAACCCUCCUCAUUUAAAUAAUGCCAGAGGCCGACUCUUGCAGCCUGGGGCCAGGAAAGCUCUCACUGAACUUGGUGGACAGUUUGGGUGAGUGAAACUAUUGGUGUGGAGCCAAUGGGAAAAAAAAAGCACAUCAACAAAUCCCAGGAUAGAAAGCAAUGCCCCUGAGUCACAAGAAUAAUAAUAACAUGGGAGCACAACAGCGUGAAUUAAAUAAACCAGUGUUAGUCAUUACUAAUUUUCUGUUUUUUUGGUGAAAAUUCCUUGGGGAUAAAUAUGACUUCUGUCAGUGAGAAGACACCCAGCAUUUCAGUUUACACGUUGUAAAUAACUUAGCCAAGACACUGCAGACAUAUAUUGUAUUGAGGUGGAUUUCUAAAGUUAAAUUCUGUACAGAGAAACAGCACCUUGAUAAAUUAUACAGAUUUAUAGCGGGGGACCUGACAUGAAAGAAGCUGCUUAGCAUUAUUUAAAUAUGUAUGUUUCUAUAAAGCAGCUACUUUGGUGCCAUUAAGGCGACCUCUGCAUUUCUUGGGGAAGAGCAAGUCCAGUGCUGGACACCAGCAAAUGGACCUUCACACUUCCCAUCUUCACCGCUGGCCGUGGCCCAGCUGCAGCUCACGGGGAGUUGCUCUUGUGCAGUGCAGGGGACACUCGGAGCCUCAGCACGUGGCAGCGUGGGCGCAGCCUGCAGCCCUGUGAUGUGCGGCCCUUCACCCCUCACUUGCAUGAGCAAGCAACCCCAUUUCAGCCAGGAGAAUAACUGACCACGUUAGAGUGUUGUAGGAACUGGCAGUCUCUCAUUCAGUCCAGACUGAAUGAUGUGCUCGUAAAAUAAACAUCCACACUGAGAUGGGUUUGUCUGGGAGCAAUCAGAUCCUCAGAUAAUGGAAAGUCAUGUGGCUGUGUCAGAGUGAACCUGGAUUGCAUGAGUUGAGGAACCACCUUGUAAAGCAGAGCACUCUCAUUGGAAAUGUGGUUUGAAUUGAAUAUUUCCUUUGAAAUCCAUGUGAGCUUUCACAGUGACUUCAGUGGAAGAAGGAGCACACAGUACCACAGCCAAAGCUUGGUGAAGGAUCUGAAAACAUACUUUAAAGACUAUGAACAACAGGGAUUCCAAAGCCUUUAAAGAGUACAAAUCCAGAUCCAAAGGCAGCAUUGGUGGAAGCAGGCUGCUCUCACAAAAGGACAGUGACAGCAGUAGACGUCCAAAUGUCAGUAUGGCAGUGCAGGCUCUCUUGCCACAAUAAUUGGGGAUAUAUAAAACAUAAAUCUUAAACUAGCAUAUACCACAUUUUAACCUGUGUUGAAUGUUUAGGUCUGAGAGGGAGCAAUAUUAUCUUGGGCUAUUUACAAGCAAGUGUACUGAUUCUCAUCUACUGAUAUCAAAAGUAAUUUUCUCUUGAUUUCAGCGAGAGCAGGAUCAAAGCCACAGUCCUUCAGCAGACUGAAGAUAAUUAUUUAAAGAAUGUAGUAAAUAUUUGCAUACCUUAUUACUAUUUGCAACAGUGUCAUAAAUGAACUUACAAGUUCUUGAAUGUAAAUCUAAUAAGCUGUUUUUUUAAAAAAGUAUAUGAUUAUUAUUGUUCAAUAAAAUAACAACUGAAA